Messenger RNA from Camellia sinensis, 2576 nucleotides. Its product is annotated as protein FAR1-RELATED SEQUENCE 5-like. Gene Ontology annotation, molecular function: zinc ion binding. The record is from RefSeq and is a predicted model, not a curated record. Lineage: Eukaryota; Viridiplantae; Streptophyta; Magnoliopsida; Ericales; Theaceae.
ACUCCUAGGGCAGAAACUAGACUUUUUUGUAAUGCCACAUUUCGUGUGCGUUAUGACAAGACAGCUAGGAAAUAUGUUGUGACCCACUUUGUAGGGGAACACAACCAUCCGUUGGCAGCACCACACUGCGUCCCUUUUCUUUGGUCGCAUAGGUUUGUAACAAGUGCAGACCAAGCUCAAGCAAAGGCCAUGCGCAAUGUGGGUAUGAAAACGAGUCAGAUCAUGGAUUUUAUGGUCCAUCAGUCAGGGGGUUAUGAGAAGGUGGGCUUCAUUCAUAGAGAUUUGCACAAUCAAUUCCAAGCUGAGCGCAAAGUACAACUCGCAGAAGGGGAUGCAGAGGGUGCGUUAGGAUACUUGUCAGCUAAAUUAGAUGCAGAUCCAUUAUUUUUUUUCAAAUACAACGUCGAUAAGGACAACCGGUUGGACAAGAUUUUCUGGGCAGAUUGUAGGUCUCGAAUGGAUUAUGCUGCAUUUGGUGAUGUAUUGGUAUUUGAUACAACUUAUCGUACAAAUGCAUAUAAGAAGCCAUUUGUAAUUCUAGCUGGCGUGAGUAACCAUUUCAUGACAACUAUAUUCGGAUGUGCUUUGUUGCCUGAUGAGACAAUGGAGACAUACACGUGGGUGCUGGAAAUGUUAAUGGAGGCCAUGGAUGGUAAAAGACCCAUCUCCGUUGUAACAGAUGGUGAUAGGGCAAUGCGUCAGGCAAUCAAAAGAGUUAUUCCAAACUGCAGACAUCGUUUAUGUUCUUGGCAUCUGGAGAAAAAUGCCUCAACAAAUGUCCACAUACCAGAAUUUACAACUGAUUUUGCACAGUUGAUGUUGAAGAAAUGUAAAAUUGAUGAGUUUGACAAUGCCUGGGCUGCUAUGGUGAAACAGUACAAGUUGGAGAACAAUAACUGGGUGUCGGAUAUUCAUCUGAAGCGUGAUAAUUGGGCUGAGGCAUAUCUCCGUGGUCACAUGUUUGCUGGAAUGAGGAGCACUCAACGUGUCGAGGGUAUAAAUGCAUAUUUCAAUAUAUUCCUAAACCAAAAGGUUAGGCUGUAUGAAUUUGUAGCGCAGUAUGAUAGGGCUCUUGCUAGAAUGCGUGUUAAUGAGGCAGAAACAGAAUCUAAAACAGAGAAUAGUUUCCCGGUUUUGACUACGCCAUUGAGGAGUUUAGAGAAACAUGCAGCUGAACUCUUUACUCGGAAGAUUUUCUCAUUGUUUCAACAUGAAAUCAGGAAAGAGGGUAAAUUGUUUGUGAUGGAAAGAGUUCAGCUGGAGGAUCAUCGCACCUACCGUUUUGGUGAGUACAAGGCACCAACAUGCACGUGGACGGUUGAGUAUUUUCCAGCUAAUAUCACAAUGAAAUGUUGUUGCUUGAAGUUUGAGUCGUUUGGCAUCCCUUGCUGCCACAUGAUUGCUGUUAUGAAAUCUGAACAAUUAAUGUGUAUUCCACCGAGUUGUGUCUUGCAGAGAUGGACAAGACGUGGUAGGUCAAAGUGUCAACAACCAAGUCUUACCCAAAUUUGUAGCACCCUAACACAGACAGCUCGGUUUGGUAUACUCAGCUCCUGUUUUAGUGAAAUGUCAUAUUAUGCCUCACACGCGGACAAAGAUUUUGAAGAGGCAAGGGAAAUAGCUUUCCAGCUGACAUCGCAGAUGAAAAAACGUUGGGCAAUGAGAAAAGAAGGUAACGCCGAGGCUGGGGACAAAAAUAUUGCACCCAAACUAUAUGGCGUUGGUGAUCCGAAUGUAGUGAAGACCAAAGGGAACCCCAGAGGGACAUCUUGUAUGGGUAAACCUCCAAAACCAAGGCGGUGUGGGUAUUGUAGGAGCAUCGGACACACGAAGCGGACGUGUAAAAAAUUGGCUUCAAGUAGCCACAGAGAGGGUAGCAACUCAGACAGUGAACCAUUCAUGAACACAGAGUUCGAUCCCCACACGGAUGAUAUCGAUGAAUUGCCAAUUUAUCCAAAUGAUCCAGUGUAGUUGACUUUCAUGAUGAGGCUUACAGUGAUCGAAACAUUGUUUUUACAAGGAGACAUUAGUGGCUAGUAGUUAUGUUUUGUUAAUGUCUUAGUUGUUUUAAUCUUAGGCAUUCUUAAUAAAUUUCGUAGUUUGGAGAAUAAUUUUGAAAAUAAAGGUGAAAACAUUCAAAAUUUGUUUGAUUGCUGAUAAAAUAGGGACUUGCUCAUGCCAUUACUUUACAAACAAUCACUGUUAAUAAUACCGAACUGUCUCUAUUUCUCUUUUGUAGAUUUUUUUAAUUGUCUGUUUGCUUGGUAAGAAAUGGUGGACAUUGCUGUUAGGUGACACAUAACUAUGCUUAUAGUGGAAUGGUAUGGUAUCGAUGUAUAGGUAUAAUAAGAGAUGAUGGAGAUGUGCAUUGUCAAAAUAUAAACAACUUCAUCACCCAACAAAAAAUUUAGUAACAUGAACCCAACUUGUCAUUCAAACAAUAGCGUACCAUUAAACCAACUUUGCAAAUGUACUUCCUUAAAACUAAAAGCAUCUAAGAAAAUUUUGGACUUGAGGCUGUUGAUGCAGUCAAAUUAGGACUUGAGCUUAUUUGGCUAUUUGCUCACACAAGAGAU